This is a messenger RNA of Elephantulus edwardii (Cape elephant shrew), 1504 nucleotides long. RefSeq names its product zinc finger, DHHC-type containing 14 (gene ZDHHC14). Gene Ontology annotation, cellular component: Golgi apparatus; endoplasmic reticulum. Gene Ontology annotation, molecular function: protein-cysteine S-palmitoyltransferase activity. NCBI's taxonomy places the organism in Eukaryota, Metazoa, Chordata, Mammalia, Macroscelidea, Macroscelididae. The transcript has 9 exons. The coding region runs from base 35 to 1504 and encodes 489 amino acids. The record is from RefSeq and is a predicted model, not a curated record. Gene Ontology annotation, biological process: protein targeting to membrane; peptidyl-L-cysteine S-palmitoylation.
GGGGGCGUGUGCCCCCGGCCGGCUGCCCGCGUGGAUGCCUCCCGGCGGCGGCGGGCCCAUGACCGACUGCGAGUACAGCCAGAUCAGCACCCACAGCUCCUCCCCCAUGGAGUCGCCCCACAAGAAGAGGAAGAUCGCGGCCCGCAGGAAAUGGGAGGUGUUCCCGGGCCGAAACAAGUUCUUCUGCAACGGGAGAAUCAUGAUGGCCCGGCAGACCGGCGUCUUCUACCUGACGCUCGUGCUCAUCCUCGCCACCAGCGGACUCUUCUUCGCCUUCGACUGUCCGUACCUGGCCGUGAGGAUCACGCCCGCGAUCCCCGUGGUGGGUGGCAUCCUCUUCUUCUUCGUCAUCGGGACCCUCCUGCGCACCAGCUUCAGCGACCCGGGGGUCCUCCCGCGAGCCACACCUGACGAGGCCGCAGACCUGGAAAGGCAGAUAGAUAUCGCCAACGGCACCAGUUCAGGGGGGUACCGCCCACCUCCCAGAACCAAAGAGGUCAUCAUCAACGGGCAGACUGUGAAACUCAAGUACUGUUUCACCUGCAAGAUUUUCCGGCCCCCUCGAGCCUCCCACUGUAGCCUUUGUGAUAACUGCGUAGAACGAUUUGAUCACCACUGUCCCUGGGUAGGCAACUGUGUGGGGAAAAGAAACUACAGAUUUUUUUAUAUGUUUAUUUUAUCUCUGUCUUUUCUGACAGUCUUUAUAUUUGCAUUCGUUACCACCCACGUCAUUCUUCGUUCCCAGCAGACGGGAUUCCUAAAUGCUCUUAAGGACAGUCCUGCGAGCGUGCUGGAAGCCGUGGUGUGCUUCUUCUCCGUGUGGUCCAUCGUGGGCCUCUCAGGUUUCCACACCUACUUGAUCAGCUCCAACCAGACGACAAAUGAAGACAUUAAAGGUUCUUGGUCAAAUAAAAGAGGUAAAGAAAAUUACAAUCCCUACAGUUACGGGAACAUCUUCACAAACUGCUGUGCGGCGCUGUGCGGGCCCAUCUCUCCCAGCCUGAUUGACAGACGGGGGUACAUCCAGCCUGACACCCCACAGCCGGCAGCACCUUCCAACGGCGUCACCAUGUAUGGGGCCACCCAGUCACAGAGCAACAUGUGUGACCAGGACCAGUGCAUUCAGAGCACCAAAUUCGUUUUGCAGGCCGCGGCCACGCCCCUGCUGCAGAGCGAGCCCAGCCUGACCAGCGACGAGCUGCACGGGCCCGGGAAGGCCGGCCUGGGCACACCGUGCACCAGCCUGACGCUGGGCCCCCCCACGCCGCCCUCCUCCAUGCCCAACCUGGCCUCGGAGGCGGCGCUGGCCGACGUGCUGCCCCUCAAGGACGAGCAGGUGGCCCACCAGUUCCUGACCCCCGACGAGGCGCCCUCCCCGCCCCGGAGGCUGGUGCCCGGCAGCCCGCUGGCCCACAGCCGCACCAUGCACACGCUGGGCCUGGCCAGCCAGGACUCUCUGCAUGAGGACUCCGUGCGGGGCCUGGUCAAGCUCAGCUCCGUGUGA